Molecule: messenger RNA, 799 nt
Organism: Micropterus salmoides (largemouth bass)
Lineage: Eukaryota; Metazoa; Chordata; Actinopteri; Centrarchiformes; Centrarchidae
Product: integrin alpha-V-like
Exons: 8
Biological process (GO): cell adhesion mediated by integrin; angiogenesis; cell-cell adhesion
Cellular component (GO): external side of plasma membrane; integrin complex
Molecular function (GO): integrin binding
Source: RefSeq, a predicted model, not a curated record
UUUGAUAGAUCUGCUGGUCGGAGCGCCGCUCUUCAUGGACCGAGGGUCGGAUGGAAAGCUGAGGGAGGUGGGACAGGUGUCGGUGUACCUGGGCCGUGGUGGAUUUUCCUUCCAGCCUCCUCAGCUGCUCACAGGGUCCGAGGUUUACGCCAGGUACGGCUCUGCCAUCACAGCGCUGGGAGACCUGGAUAAGGACGGCUACAACGAUGUGGCCAUCUCUGCUCCUUAUGGAGGCACCGGCCAUCUGGGCGUGGUCUACAUCCACAACGGCCGCGCUCGAGGGCCCGACCCCACUCCUUCCCAGGUCCUGCGGGGCAAAUGGGCGUCCUCCUACAUGCCUGCUAGCUUUGGAUACUCCAUUACUGGAAACACUGACAUAGACCAGAACGGAUAUCCAGAUUUAAUAGUGGGAGUGUUUGGAGCAGACAAAGCUGUUUUAUACAGAGCUCGACCAGUCAUCAGUGUGAACGCCACGUUAGACAUCACGCCUCAGAUCAUCAACCCAGAGGAGAAGACCUGCACACUUCCUGGAACAACCACUCAUGUGUCCUGUUUUACGGUGAAGUACUGUCUGAAGGCCAGCGGCACCGGAGCUCCGGCUUUUCUCGAUUUCCGUGUGGACCUGACGUUGGACCGCCUGAAGCAGAAGGAGGCGACUAAACGCGUCCUCUUCCUGCACAGUCGGACCUUUCAGUACUCAAAGAACAUGGCGGUGUCCAACAGCAAAACCCCGACCUGCGAGGAGCAGUCCGUCUUCCUGCGGGUGAGAAAUGGCACAUUUUAAAAUGAAAGAAGAAGA